AUUAUAUAUCUUGCAAGAUAAAUAAACAAAAACUCAGUAACACGAAAAAAAAAAUGAAUGAAUACCUAACUUUAUCCCUCAUCACCGCGUCCGCGCUCGCGCAGAAGAUUCCAGAUCCCCUCAUAUGCGAGGACACGCUGGACGGAUCGCCCCCGUUCCAAGCGGAUUCCAUACCGUGCCUGCUGCGGUGCCAGGACCCGCUGGCGGUGGCGACGGGUAGUCUGCUGCCGGGCUCGGUCAACGAGACGGCUAUCCCGUACUGCCAGCUCGACUGCGUGUACAGCGCCGCGUCGCCGGCGCAGUCGGCGCGCGCGCCGGAUUGUUAUCGCAGGUGUCAGGUGCGUAAUCAGGGGUCGCCGGAGAAUGCCGGGUGGUGCAUGUAUUGGUGCGCGGACGGGUUCGGGGAUGUUGUUGAGACGACGGCUUGUGUGCCGUCGUUGGAGUUUGGGGCUGUGAGCACUGCUGUGGAGGAUGGGAGGACGGUGACUUUUAGACCUGUUAGCCAGGGCUUGGAAUGGCGGAGCUGGUACGAGACGCAGACUGUGAUGCCGAUUACGUCCAGUUCGAGUUAUACGUAUACGGCUCCGUUUAGGGUGAGUCCGUCGGGUUUACCGCUGAGUACAAGUAGUCAGGGCGGGCAGGUGACUCAGACGUCGACGUCGACGUCGACGUCGAGGUCGGGAUCGGGAUCGGUUGUUAGUACGGAACCUGUUCAGAGCACUGGGACGGAGACGGUGACGGGGAAGGGUGGUGAAGCUGUUACGUCGCCGACUACUACGGCCGCGGGGGCACGUCUUUCGCAGGCAGGUUUGCUGGGGGUUUUAGGUGCUGUUGGAUGUUUGAUUGUGAUGGCGGUGUAAAUUUGAGUGUACGAUAUUGUUUGACGCUUACGAGUAAA
Molecule: messenger RNA, 898 nt
Organism: Daldinia loculata
Lineage: Eukaryota; Fungi; Ascomycota; Sordariomycetes; Xylariales; Hypoxylaceae
Exons: 2
Coding region: 54-860 (268 amino acids)
Source: RefSeq, a predicted model, not a curated record